Messenger RNA from Staurois parvus, 476 nucleotides. NCBI's taxonomy places the organism in Eukaryota, Metazoa, Chordata, Amphibia, Anura, Ranidae. The record is from the annotation of a GenBank genome assembly.
ACCAAGAGACUGCAGACAGUAGAAGGGAUGACCAGAGACUGCAGACAGUACAGGGAUGACCAAGAGACUGCAGACAGUACAGAGAUGACCAAGAGACUGCAGACAGUACAGGGGAUGACCAAGAGACUGCAGACAGUACAGGGGAUGACCAAGAGACUGCGGACCUUAGGGGAGGGAGGGGGAGCGGGUACCUGAAUUUGACAGAGUGCGGGCAUGAGAAGCGCUGCGCUUUGUGAAAGGCCCGGUGUCUUCUGGGACCUGUCAUGUGUCCCAGAAGAUGCCGGACCAUUCACAAAGCACAGCGCUUCUCGCGCAUGCGCAGUGGACACCCGGCUGUCACAGCCGGGUGCCCACACUAAAGAUGCCGGCGUGGGAAGACUGCAGAGAGCUGGACCGAGGAACAGGUAAGGUCUUCCUGCAGAGAAGAGCUGAGCAGCCAUAUUCUCCAUAUUCGCUCCAUAAGACGCACUGAAAUU